Saprolegnia diclina VS20 is the source of this 3186-nucleotide messenger RNA. RefSeq lists its product as hypothetical. The record is from RefSeq and is a predicted model, not a curated record. Gene Ontology annotation, molecular function: magnesium ion binding; ATP binding; adenylylsulfate kinase activity. Gene Ontology annotation, cellular component: cytoplasm. Lineage: Eukaryota; Oomycota; Saprolegniomycetes; Saprolegniales; Saprolegniaceae. The coding region runs from base 13 to 3057 and encodes 1014 amino acids. Gene Ontology annotation, biological process: sulfate assimilation; phosphate-containing compound metabolic process. The transcript has a single exon.
AUUCGAAGCUCGAUGGCCAUCGAAGGAACGACGUUGCGAAGACGAGAUCUGCAUUUCGCAAUUGCGAUGGGCAAGGAAGACUCGGUGCAGUAUGCGUCCGUCAAGAUGCACGACGACGACGAUGGCCUUCCGCUCGAGCCCAUGCACAUCAAGUCGACGCGCGACGUGGCGGGCGACGCCAAGGACUGGCGCAGCGUCUUCUGGUGGACGUUCGCCAUCACGCCGUACGUCAUUUUGCUCUGCCUCCUCUUUCUGAGCUCGACGGGCAACCUCUCGGAAGAGACGGAUCUCAGCGUCGGCUGCGCGGCCCAGCGCCUUGAGAAGCUCCAGACGACGCGCAACGUCUUCUGGGACCAGUCGGUCGUGACCGACAAGACGCGGUUCGCAGCGAUCGGGCAAAAGGGCGCUACGAUCUGGAUGACGGGUCUCUCGGGCUCGGGCAAGAGCACGAUCGGCCGCGCGCUCGAGUCCGAGCUCAUCCACCGCCGCGUGCAGGUCUACCGCCUCGACGGCGACAACGUGCGCAUUGGCCUCAACCGCGACUUGGGCUUCUCGGCCGCCGACCGCGAAGAAAGCGUCCGCCGCGUCGGCGAAGUGGCCGCGCUCUUUGCGGCCUCGGGCACCGUCACGAUCGUCGGCCUCGUCUCGCCGUACCGCGCCCACCGCGACGAGGUCCGCGCCUUGCACGAGAAGAUGAACAUUCCGUUCUACGAGGUGUUUGUCGACACGCCGCUCGAGGUGGUCAUGGCGCGCGACAUCAAGGGCCUCUACAAGAAGGCCGUCGAGGGCAAGAUCCAAGAGUUCACCGGCAUCUCGGCGCCGUACGAAGCGCCGGUCGCCGCCGACAUGACGCUCUUCACGCCCAACCUCACGCUGUCGACCGAAGUCGACGCGCUCCUCUCCUUCCUCGAAGGCAAAGGGCUCUUCACCGGCGUCGCGUCGCUGCCGAGCGGGUAUCCCGGCGUCGCGCUUCCCGACGGCGGCAACGCGGCCGAGAACUUUACGUCCUUGUACCCGGACGCGCCGUCGGUCACCGCCGUCGACCCUGCGUGGCCGCGCGUCCUCCUCCGCGACGAAGACCUGCACUGGCUCCAAGUCAUUGGCGAGGGCUGGGCCGCGCCCCUCCGCGGCUUCAUGCGCGAAGGUGCGUACCUCCAGAGUCUGCACUUUAGCUCGGUCGUCUUCGACACGGACGGCUUGACCGACGGACGGCUCAACCCGCACGCGCCGACCAACUUUUCCGAGUACGCGAACGAAGGCUUGCGCAAAGGCCGUCGCGUGAACCUCCCGAUACCCAUCGUGCUGCCCGUGACGGCGGCGACGAAAGCGCUCAUCGACGGCGCGUCACACAUCGUGCUCGUGGACCGCGCCGGCGACGACGUGGCGAUCCUAGCGGCGCCCGAGGUCUUCCCGCACCGCAAGGAGGAGCGCAUUGCGCGGACAUUUGGAGCCAUGGACGCCCAGCACCCGUACAUCGCAGCCAUUCAGGCGUCCGGUGAGUUUCUCGUGGGCGGUGAGAUCCAGCUGCUCCAGCGCCUCACGUACAACGACGGUCUUGACGCGUACCGGCUCACGCCGGCCGAGCUCCGGCGCAAGUUUACAGAGAUGGGCGCCGACGCGGUGCUGGCCUUCCAGACGCGCAACCCGACACACGCCGGCCACGCGUACUUGAUGAACUCGGCGCGCCAGCAGCUGCUCGACAUGGGCUACAAGAACCCCGUGCUGUGGCUUUCGCCGCUCGGCGGCUGGACCAAGGACGACGACGUCCCGCUCAACGUCCGCGUCGACCAGCACGUGGCCAUUUUGAAGCAAGGGAUGCUCGACCCGGCCUCGACGGUGUUGGCGAUUUGGCCGUCGCCCAUGGUCUACGCCGGUCCGCGCGAAGUCCAGUGGCACGCCAAGUCGCGCAAGAACGCGGGCGCGACCUUCUUUGUCGUCGGGCGCGACCCCGCCGGCAUCAAGCGCUCGGACGGGCCCGACAUGUACGCGGGCGACCACGGCCGCUACGUGCUGCACCUGGCGCCCGGCCUGGACGACAUGCACAUCAUGUCGUUUCCCAAAGUUUUUUACGACAAGGUUGAUCACCGCAUGAAGCCGCUGGACAUGACGCGCCCCAAGGCGGACUUCUUGUCGAUUUCGGGCUCACGCAUGCGUCUCAUGGCCAAGAACGGUCUCCAGCCGUGCGACGGCGCCAUCCCGGCCAGCUGGGAGACGACGCCGACGUGCGUCCCGCCAGGGUUCAUGGCGCAGGCGGGCUGGGACCUCAUGAUCCAGUACUACCAGACGCCGAAUGCCGCCUCGAACGUCCAGUACGCCGAGCCGCGCCGGACGCUGGCGCCGCGCGACGACAUUACAGCGGUGGGCACCCUCGGCCAGCGGGACUUUGAGCUCUUUCUCCAAACGGCCAGCGGGAAGCGCUCGGCGUGGCACGACGUGCCGCUCUACGUCAAUAGCACCGCGGGCAUCGUCAACCUCGUCGUCGAGAUCGAGAAGGGCCACAUGGAGAAGAUGGAGGUGCAGAAGCAUCUUGCGUUCAACCCGAUCAUGCAGGACGUGACCAAGACCAACCACUCGCGCUACUACAUGUACGCGGUUCCCUUCUUCAACUACGGCAUGCUGCCCCGCACGUGGGAAGACCCGAUGCUCAAGGACGCGCACGGCCAUGCAGGCGACAACGACCCGCUCGACGUGAUUGAAAUCGGCGCGGCCGUGCUGCCCAUCGGCUCCGUCCAGCCCGUCCGCGUGCUCGGGAGCUUGGAGCUCCUUGACCAAGGCGAGGUCGACCACAAGAUCAUCGCGAUCUCGACGGCCGACCCGGACGCCGCCCGUAUCCAUACCGCCCACGACCUCCUCACGUACAAGCCGGAGGUCGUCGCGCGCCUUGUCGACUGGCUCAAAAACUACAAGCUGCCCGAAGGCAAGGCCGUCAACGCUCUGGCGCAGGAGUCGCUCACGUCGGCGGCAGCGGCGCUCGACAUCAUCGCCGAGACGCACACCCGGUACCAGCUGCUCAAGAACGGGACGACGCCCAACCCGGGCUUUUGGCUCGGCGACUAGCGCCUCAUCUUGCAUGCUUCCUCUUCUUCUUCAUGACACAUGGUUAUACAGACUACGACUACGACUGCGGCUUCGACCGACGCAAGGGUCUCGAGGAGGAAGGAGGACGAUUGUCGAUGCAAAACUUAG